Molecule: messenger RNA, 1126 nt
Organism: Anolis sagrei ordinatus
Lineage: Eukaryota; Metazoa; Chordata; Lepidosauria; Squamata; Anolidae
Source: RefSeq, a predicted model, not a curated record
CUCCCUGUGUGCAUUUGUAGACAACACACCUGCUAUACAGGUGAGAGAAGAGAAGAGAGAUUCACCAUCUUGAGGAACUACUCUUCUGCCGCUUCCGUGUGUCCAACUGAAUGCACCCCUUGCGCAGCCUGGUGCAUCGCCAUCCUUGGGUGCUGAAUAUUGCCGCCUAUGGCACUCUGUUUUCUGCAGCUGAUGUGGCCCAGCAGCUAUUGUCAAGGGCCGAUCAGGACCAGCUUUGGUGCACUGCUUUGGACCUGAAGCAGACGGCCAAAGUUGCACUGGUAGGGUUCACGUUCCAUGCCAACUUCAAUUAUGUCUGGUUCCGGACCUUGGAACAUCUUCUUCCAGGAGCAAAUGUUUCCAAGGUGAUCGUAAAGGUGGCAUGUGACCAGGCUAUAGCUGCCCCAAUCACCAUUGGGGCAUUUUACACAGGUCUCUCUCUCCUGGAUGGUGAACGUGACAUCUUUGGGAAUUUACGGGAAAAAUUCUGGCCAUCUUACAAGGCUGGGGUGUUGUGCUGGACUUUGUUCCAGGCAGUGAAUUUUGCUCUUGUGCCACCCAUGUUCCGCACAACUUACGUGGGCGCCUGCUCCUUCGUGUGGACAGCUUUUCUGUGCUACCUGCGCCAAAGGGAUGCCAGUAAUGCCACCUCCCACCUCUUCCAAACCAUCCCAGGCUUGGCUCAGCUGUUUCCACCUACGGCCCCAGAGAAUUACAUGAACCAGCACUCUGAUAAAUAACCAAGAGUCCUAAUAUUUAGUCAAGCUGAUGCUUCAAUUCUCACAAAAUUGUAGUAUUGAUGUUUGAAAACAUUGCCAAUUGCUGUUAUACUCAAUAUUAAUUAUUGCCCACCUGAACAGUAGUUUUGUUCAGGCUAAACGUAUUAAUAAUUAAUAUUUUUUAUAAUUUCCACCAGCACCAGAUGUCUGUUAUACUUCACUGUGCCUCUUCCCUGCAUUUUCCUUUCAUAUAACAUCUUUUAGACUAUAAGAUUGAAGGUGGAAUUUUCUUUCUUUCCUUCCUUUCUUCCUUCCUUCCUUCCAUCCAUCCAUCCAUCUGUCAUUUUGAUCUGUAAACCACUUGGAAAUUUGACGGGCUGGGAAUAAAUAGAUAAAUAUUUUUAGAA